CUUUACUUCAUCAAGGCAUGCGUUAAGGUUUAAAAAUGGCAGAAAAGUCUGAGUCUCUGGAGUAUACACCAACAUGGGUAGUCGCCGUUGUCUGCUUCAUCAUCGUUCUCAUUUCACUUGCUGCUGAACGUGGCCUUCAUCGUCUUGGAAAGUUCUUCACGGAAAAGAAACAAGAUGCCCUAUUCAAGGCCCUCCAGAAAUUAAAAGAAGAAUUGAUGCUUUUGGGAUUUAUUUCAUUAUUAUUGACGGUGUCCCAAGGGGCAAUAAGCAAAAUAUGCGUUCCUGAAAAUAUUUCAAAAAUAAUGCUUCCAUGCAAUCUCAAAGAAUCUACCACUUCUAAUCAUCUCUUCAUUGGAAGACAUCUUUUAGCUGGAUCUAGUGGCGCAGAUCAUUGUAGCCGCCAUAAGGGAAAAGUUCCACUAUUAUCGUUGGAGGCAUUACAUCAACUGCACAUUUUCAUAUUUGUAUUAGCAGUCACACAUGUGAUUUUCUGUGCCACCACCAUGGUUCUUGGAGGGGCUAAGAUACAACAAUGGAGACACUGGGAGAACUCAAUUCAAAAGCAAUCGAAACCACAUCAUGUGCAUAUUCUCCAUAUUCAAUCAUUCGUGGAUAGAGCUGGCAACCGUUGGAGGAAGUACGCUCUCGUCAGUUGGACGGUGGCAUUUUUCAAACAAUUUUAUGGUUCAGUAACAAAGUCAGACUAUGUUGUCUUGCGGACUGGAUUUAUCAGGAAACAUUGUCCAUCCAAUCCUAAGUAUAAUUUUCACAAAUAUAUAUUGAGGACACUGGAGCAUGAUUUCAAAAAGAUUGUCGGAAUCAGCUGGUACUUGUGGCUUUUUGUUGUUCUGUUUUUGUUGAUCAACAUUGCAGGAUGGCACUCUUACUUUUGGAUGUCAUUUUUACCUCUAGUUCUACUACUUCUAGUGGGAACAAAAUUGGAACACAUAAUAACAAAAUUGGCUCAAGAGGUUUCAGAGAGGUCGUCAAUAGUAGAUGAUACCACACCCGUUAGACCUUCUGAUGAGUUGUUUUGGUUUCACAGUCCAACUCUUGUCCUUUACCUAAUCCACUUCAUUUUGUUCCAAAACUCAUUUGAGAUUGCUUUCUUUGUCUGGAUUUGGUGUACUUAUGGAUUCAAAUCAUGCAUCAUGGAAGACUUGGGUUUCAUUAUUCCAAAACUUGUUAUUGGGGUGAUUGUUCAAGUUCUUUGCAGUUACAGUACUUUGCCCUUAUAUGCUCUUGUCACACAGAUGGGAAGCACCUUUAAGAGAGGAAUAUUUGAAGAGCAAACAGAAGCUUCUCUGAGAAUGUGGGCUGAUACUGGCAAAGCUGGUUCAUCAACCCAAAAUAGAAUGGUCACAGAAACACUAGAAAGCAUCAGUGUUUCUAACAGACCUGCAUUCAAUGAAAUUCAAGACAUCUCAUCAACUGUUGAACUUUCUUAUCCAAACAAGCCUCAUACUACUACUUAA
Solanum dulcamara is the source of this 1475-nucleotide messenger RNA. Its product is annotated as MLO-like protein 13. Gene Ontology annotation, cellular component: membrane. The record is from RefSeq and is a predicted model, not a curated record. Bases 36 to 1475 code for a protein of 479 amino acids. Gene Ontology annotation, biological process: defense response. Lineage: Eukaryota; Viridiplantae; Streptophyta; Magnoliopsida; Solanales; Solanaceae. The transcript has 14 exons.